AUGAUUCUUACCUUUAUCAGCCUUUUGAGUUGGAACAUCUGGAAGGCGAGGUGUGCCUUUGUGUAUCAGCAUAAGCCCCUUUCUCCAAGCUAUAUCAUCAGUACUACCAUCAAACUGGUUGCUGAGUUUCAUGAUGCAACAAACCGCUCCCAAGCUACUCAGAUCCAUGACACCUACAGAACGGCUCCACAUCCAAUUUGGAUUGCUCCCCCACCAGGUCAUGUCAAAGUUAAUUGUGAUGCGUUUUGGUCGGCCCCAAAUUCAACCGGACUCGGAGUAGUCAUCAGGGAUCAUACUGGUUCUCUUCUUGGUGGCUCUACUAUCCAAGCAAACUGUUCUUCAGUGGAAAUUGCAGAAUCUGAAGCAUUACUAUCUGGUGUCAAUCUUGCAGUAUCAAUGAAUUUGAAAUUGGUAAAGUUUGAAUCAGAUGAAAGAGAGGUUGUCUCUAACCUGAAGUAUCCAAUUAGCCGGAGCUGGAAAUCUUAUCCAAUCAUCGAUCAAAUAAGGAGACGAUGCUCCUAUUUUGAUCACUACACCUAG
Messenger RNA from Rosa rugosa (rugosa rose), 540 nucleotides. RefSeq lists its product as uncharacterized. Bases 1 to 540 code for a protein of 179 amino acids. The transcript has a single exon. The record is from RefSeq and is a predicted model, not a curated record. Gene Ontology annotation, molecular function: RNA-DNA hybrid ribonuclease activity; nucleic acid binding. Lineage: Eukaryota; Viridiplantae; Streptophyta; Magnoliopsida; Rosales; Rosaceae.